AUGUCCGGCUACGACCGAGCUCUAUCAGUGUUCAGUCCCGAUGGACACGUCUUCCAGGUGGAAUAUGCUAUGGAGGCCGUGAAGCGCGGAACCUGUGCCGUCGGUGUCAAAGGAAAGGACAUCGUCGUCCUCGGUUGCGAGAAGCGCUCCGCCCUCAAGCUCCAAGAUACCCGCAUUACCCCUUCGAAGAUUGCACUCGUUGACGACCACGUUUGUCUUGCUUUCGCUGGCUUGAAUGCCGAUGCCCGUAUCCUGAUCGACAAAGCCCGGCUAGAGGCCCAGUCCCACCGUCUCACCGUCGAGGACCCCGUCACCAUCGAAUACAUCACCAAGUACAUUGCUAGCGUACAACAGAGAUAUACACAGAGUGGUGGUGUCCGCCCAUUCGGUAUUAGUACGCUGAUUGUUGGCUUCGACCAAAACGAUGGGACACCGCGCCUGUACCAGACCGAGCCCUCCGGCAUUUACUCCGCUUGGAAAGCAAACGCUAUCGGCCGAUCCAGCAAGACUGUCCGCGAGUUCCUCGAGCGCAACCAUCAGGAUGAGAUGGACCGUGAGCAGACCAUCCAGCUGACUAUCAAGUCAUUGCUGGAGGUUGUGCAGACUGGCGCCAAGAAUAUCGAAGUGGCCAUCAUGGCCCCCGGCAAGCGCGUGGAGAUGCUACCCGAUGACCAGAUCGAGGCCUACGUCAAGAGCAUCGAGACCGAGAAGCAGGAAGAGGCAGCCAAGAAGAAGACCAGCCGGACAGGUACCACCACAGCCGCCAUUUUGACUCGGGGUGGCGAGUCGGCAGAGUAG
Messenger RNA from Penicillium atrosanguineum, 798 nucleotides. RefSeq names its product proteasome core particle subunit alpha 4 (gene pre6). Gene Ontology annotation, biological process: ubiquitin-dependent protein catabolic process. Lineage: Eukaryota; Fungi; Ascomycota; Eurotiomycetes; Eurotiales; Aspergillaceae. The coding region runs from base 1 to 798 and encodes 265 amino acids. Gene Ontology annotation, cellular component: nucleus; proteasome core complex, alpha-subunit complex; proteasome core complex. The transcript has 5 exons. The record is from RefSeq and is a predicted model, not a curated record.